Messenger RNA from Arvicola amphibius (Eurasian water vole), 2535 nucleotides. It is a transcript of the gene Vps26c, whose product is annotated as VPS26 endosomal protein sorting factor C. Gene Ontology annotation, cellular component: endosome. Gene Ontology annotation, biological process: intracellular protein transport. Lineage: Eukaryota; Metazoa; Chordata; Mammalia; Rodentia; Cricetidae. Bases 411 to 1304 code for a protein of 297 amino acids. The record is from RefSeq and is a predicted model, not a curated record. The transcript has 8 exons.
UCCCUCCCGGGAGACGCGAGCAUCAGGGACGGAGGAAGCCGACGACAGGGGAGGAAGCGGACGACAGGGGGACACAGUGCGCUGUCGCUUCCGGAAACCCACCUCCACCGCGCAGCCCUCCGCGCGCAGCCUGACGGGAAAGCGCCGCCAAGCGGCCCGGCCUCGCCUCCGCCGCGGGGCACGCCGGGAGAAGCGCGAUCUCCCUGCGGCCUUCUCGGAAGUGUGUGCGGCUUCCCUGCCCCUGUUCGCGCUAAGUCCCGCCCCUGUGCCGGAAAGAGGGAGGUGUGAGGAGCGGAGCCGGCGGUGGUCACGUGGCACCACUGCGGAAGCAGCGGGAGAGGGGCGGGGUAGUGGGCGUGGCGACCCGGUCACGAGUGGCCGGAAGUGGUGGCUUCUGCGGAUCAUCUGAGAUGGGGACCUCCCUGGACAUCAAGAUCAAGAGAGCGAAUAAAGUGUAUCACGCCGGGGAAAUGCUGUCUGGUGUGGUGGUCAUCUCCAGCAAGGACUCUGUCCAGCACCAGGGAGUGUCUCUGACCAUGGAAGGGACUGUAAACCUCCAGCUCAGUGCCAAAAGUGUGGGCGUGUUUGAGGCCUUUUACAACUCGGUGAAGCCGAUCCAGAUUCUCAACAGCACCAUAGACGUGCUGAAGCCAGGAAAGCUCCCCAGUGGCAAGACUGAGAUUCCGUUUGAGUUUCCUCUGCAUGUCAAGGGCAGCAAGGUGCUGUACGAGACUUACCACGGCGUGUUUGUGAACAUUCAGUACACACUGCGCUGUGACAUGCGGCGGUCCCUGUUGGCCAAGGACCUGACCAAGACCUGUGAAUUCAUCGUUCACUCCGCUCCUCAGAAGGGGAAGCUGACCCCAAGUCCCGUUGACUUCACCAUCACCCCGGAAACCCUGCAGAACGUCAAAGAGAGGGCCUCGCUCCCCAAAUUCCUCAUUAGAGGCCACCUGGACUCCACCAGCUGCGCCAUCACACAGCCCCUGACGGGAGAGCUGGUGGUGGAGCACUCGGACGCUGCGAUCCGGAGCAUAGAGCUUCAGCUGGUCCGGGUGGAGACCUGUGGGUGUGCAGAAGGCUAUGCACGUGAUGCCACAGAGAUUCAGAAUAUUCAAAUCGCUGAUGGGGACAUUUGUAGAAGCCUUUCUGUCCCUCUGUACAUGGUCUUCCCCAGACUGUUCACAUGCCCGACACUGGAGACCACUAACUUCAAAGUGGAGUUUGAGGUUAACGUGGUGGUCCUUCUUCAUGCUGACCACCUUAUCACAGAGAACUUCCCGCUGAAGCUCUGCCGGACAUAGUCCAGCUCAGGAAUGGGACAUCCAGGUGGACAUCUGCUCACACGUGGACAUGGUUGUCAUCUGCUCACAUGUGGUUGUCACAUGGGUCAUCUGCUCACAUGUGGACAACUAUACCGUCAUCUGCUCACAUGUGGCUGUCACAUGGGUCAUCUGCUCACACUUGGGCAUCUCUCCAGUCACCUGCUCACAUGUGGACGUCACACGGGUCAUCUGCUCAGACCCCUGGCAGCUUAUAUUUUCAUGAUUUUUCCUCAUUGCCUCAAAGCUCUUUCCUUCAGGUGCCUUGCCCAGCCCUUUCCUCUGGCAUGCAGCAGGAUGUCCUCGCGUGUGGUGCAAGAUCGCAGCAAACAUUUCCAGAUGCACCUGUUUCUUUUUAGGUUCAGUAAAGCAGCUGUGUCUGCAGCUUGAGAUUUGCUGGCCCCUGAGACCCUGGAGACAACUUGCCCAGACUGCUGACAUCAAACGCUUGGCAACCAGCAGGCUCAAAGAUUGACAGCAUUUGUGACCCCUCCAAGGGCUGGCAGUGACUUCAUCUGGAAAUACGGAGCUGUUUCAAAACCUCGAGUUGUUGAUAGCAUUGCGCUAGAACUUCAGGGCUGUAGGGAACUAAGAAAAGCAGCAAACAGGUCCUUGUUUUCAAGGGACUCUGAAGAGCGGCUGGUGCUGGAGUUUUUGUGGUCUGUCCGACUGGCGCGCACAGCUGCUGCUGCCGUAUCCCAGAGUCUGUGGAAAGGCGAGGAGGUUGCACCGGGAAGAACACAUACUGGCUGCUCAUUGCUAGGUCAUUUCUGAGAGACAGGAGACCACGCUGAGGAAGGAUGAUGGACUUAGCCUGCCCCUGACCCCCGAGGGUUCCCCGCAGCUUCACACCGACUCCUACUGCACGGAGCGUGUGUUGUCAUCUCACUUUUCUUCCUUCCAGAGCUGCUGCUUUGUUGCCCCUCUGCACACGGCUGUCCUGCCCUGAGCGACAGCCUCCUGCACUGCCACUGCACUGUGACAGCUGAUGGGGAACUGAGGAGACUUAGCCCAGUCACAUGACAGUGGGUUCCCAGACAAUGUAUUUUUGAUUCAUCAUUUUUUUUUAUGCUUACAUCAUAAUACUCACCUCUCCUGGACGUAUUUAAACAAGCAACCAGAAAAUGGAGGCUGUGCCUUCUGGUUAGUUUGCAAAGAGUCAUCUUCAGUGACAUAAUUACUUAAUGAAUAAAGAUGCUAAACGAUUUUUAAA